Molecule: messenger RNA, 1804 nt
Organism: Papaver somniferum (opium poppy)
Lineage: Eukaryota; Viridiplantae; Streptophyta; Magnoliopsida; Ranunculales; Papaveraceae
Product: amino acid transporter AVT6C-like
Exons: 5
Coding region: 263-1606 (447 amino acids)
Biological process (GO): amino acid transmembrane transport
Molecular function (GO): amino acid transmembrane transporter activity
Source: RefSeq, a predicted model, not a curated record
UGAUAUCAUCCGGCUUGACUAUUUUAUUUGGUUGAGCCAACCUUUUCAAAAAAAUAUAUAUCCCAAAAAUAUCCUUCUCCUACUACCUUCUUCAUUCAUUCUGAUCUCUCUCUUCUUCUGAUUUUCAACAGAAACAAAUUAAGGCAGCACUUGACAAUCUAUGCGUGUUGAAAAAAUGUUUCUACUACAAGAACAUCUCAAAACAUGUAGUUAGUUGCGUUCUUCUUCUUCACCAACCAAAAUACUAACCAGAGAAGAAACAAUGAAGAUGAAAUCGGUGGUGGACGAUGAAAUAUCAUAUCCUUUACUACCCAAAUUCGCGAAGAACGCAAAGGAUUAUAAAACAUUUCCGGUGGAUGAAGACGACUCUUCUCAUUCUGGUUUAGUGUUUAAUGUCACGACUAGUAUAAUUGGAGGCGGUAUUAUGUCUAUUCCUGCUACUUUGCAAGUAUUGGGUAUAGUUCCGGCCCUUAUGCUUAUUGUAAUCGUUGCUAUAUUGUCUGAGAUAUCAGUAGAUUUUCUUUUGAGGUUUACUGUUAAGAAGACGACUUAUGCCGGUUUGAUGGGGGAGUCAUUUGGGUUAGCCGGAUCGUUUUUUCUGCAAAUUUGUAUAUUGGUCACAAAUCUUGGAUGCCUCAUCAUUUAUCUCAUCGUUAUUGGGGAUGUAUUAUCUGGAACCGGUGGGAAAUUGGAAUAUGGAAAGAAUGUUCAUAUGGGAAUUCUACGAGAAUCGUUCGGAAUCCACUGGUGGAAUUCCAGGAAUUUCACCAUGCUUUUCGUCACAAUCUUUGUUAUGCUUCCCCUGGUUUUGCUAAAACGUAUAGAAUCAUUAAAGUACACUUCUGCCGUGUCGGUUUUUCUUGCGGUGGUAUUUGUUAGUAUAACCAUGGCUAUAUUUUCAUUUUGGGAAGGAAAGAAUACGACGGCAAGACUACUGCCAGCUGAAGAUUCAUCAUUUUCAAAACUUUUUACGGCAGUUCCCAUUAUUGUGACCGCGUUCACUUUCCAACCCAACGUUCAUCCGAUUAGAGCUGAACUCAGCAAACCAUCAGACAUGACUUCUGCCAUUCGAAUAUCUCUAGUCAUAUGCGUUGCAAUAUACUCAAUCGUUGGAAUAUCUGGAUACCAACUAUUUGGUGAUUCCACCAUGUCUGAUAUACUCUCCAACUUCGAUGAAAAUUUCAGUUCGACAACAAAUACAUGGAUUCUCACCGAUAUAAUACGCUUAAGUUACGCAAUCCAUAUCAUGCUUGUUUUUCCCAUUCUGAAUUUCUCAUUACGAGUGAACGUCGACGAACUAUUCUUUCCUAGGCCUAAAUGGCCCGCAUUGUCUGCCCAUCCGGCUCGGUUCGUGUCGAUUACUUGUUUCCUAUUAUUGAUCGUUUAUGUAGCAGCUGUGGUCAUACCAAACAUAUGGUAUUUCUUUCAGUUUAUUGGUUCAACAACUUCUCUUUGCCUUGCUUUCAUCUUUCCUAGUGCCAUUGUUUUAAGAGAUUAUCAUGGAGUGGCAACAAGAAGAGACAAGGUUUUGGCUGUAUUGAUGAUAACCUUGGCUGUAGUAGCAAGUUCUAUUGCAAUUUCUUCCAAUGUUAUUACUUUAAUUUGAAGCUAUGUAAAAAACUUGAAUUAGUUCUUUGAUAGAAAAACUGUAAUUAGCUAGAAAUCUUAUAGAAUUAUAUUGUAUGCUAUUUUCCACCCUAAUUGGUGGAAGUCACUAAAUUCUCUCCAUUUUCAUUAAUGUAAAAAUAAAUAAAAAUGUAAAUCAAAUUUGAAUUGAAUUCAACAAGCAGUUUUUUGGUUAAUU